CAUUUCUAAAACCCCCAAAACCCUAGUCCUCAAUCUCUCUCUUCGCCACCACCGACCACCAUCGCCGAUGGCCUUCCAUUGCCUCCGCCUCCGCCGUGUUCUUUCUGUAUCCUCUUCCCUCCUCCACCACUCUCUUCAUCAACCGAAACCAAUCUCGACAAUCUCCUCUCAUCUUCUUUCCGCCCCCACCGCCACUGCCACCUCCGCCGUCAUCCCUUCAUCCGCUCAAUUGGCGCGGCCGUUCACUUCGACAACCACCCUCUUCCGCAAGACAUUCGAUCCCGAGACCGAUGAAAUUGGGCCCGACACUAUCCUCUUCGAAGGAUGCGAUUACAACCACUGGCUGAUCACCAUGGAUUUCCCCAAGGACGCCAAUAUCACCCGCGAUCAAAUGAUCGAAACCUACGUCAACACGGCUGCCCAAGUCUUCGGCAGUGUGGAAGAGGCAAAGAAGAAAAUAUACGCACUAAGUACAACAACAUAUCAAGGUUUUCAGGUUCUGUGUGAUGAGGACACGUCUAAAAAGUUUGAGGGUAAGCCAGGAGUUGUAUUUAUUUUGCCAGAUUCGUACAUUGAUCCAGCAAACAAGGAAUAUGGAGGAGACAAGUACGUCAAUGGAGAAAUUUUUCCUAGACCACCCCCAGUUCACUAUGGUAGACGUAACAACAAUAGACCCCCUCAGCAAAACUAUGGCCGACAACAACAGCAAAACUACGGGCCUCCACCACAACAAAACUACGGGCCUCCACCACAGCAGAACUAUGCCCCUCCAGCUCAGCAGAAUUAUGGCCUUCCACCUCAGCAGAGCAACGGGCCUCCACCUCAGCAGAAUUAUGGCCCUCCACCUCCGCGGAACUAUGGCCCACCACCUCAACAGAACUAUGGCCCACCACCACAACCACGUCAAAACUACGGGCCAACACAGCAGAGCUAUGGACCUCCCCCACCAAGGCCUAAUCAAGACUACGGACCUCCACCACAACAGAGCUAUGCGCCGCCACCUCAGCAAAGUUAUGGGAACAUUCCAAAUUCCCCGCCUCAACAAGGUUAUAAUCCACCGGGACUAGGGGAAGGAAGAGGCCCUAUGCCGCCAAAUAAUGCUUCGGGACAUGGUGAAAGAAAUCCAAUGCCUUCUUAUCAGGGUAACUUCAAUCAAGCAGAGCCGCCGGUGAACCAUUUUGCUCAAGGGCAGAGAGAUUUCCAACAGAGCCAUAUGCCACACGAGCAGAAGGCAUUUUCGCAAGAUGCUGGUUAUGGACCUUCACAAGGGGGACAGAGGAACUUUUCAUCCGUGCGAAAUGAUUGAUCAAGUGAGAUAGUUUUUAUCCUUCAUUUCUCUUUGUUGCAUUCUCUUAACUCUUAAGCACAUUGAUCACGGUUGAAGUUUCACAUGAAGGUUUAUGUUUGUUGAACCACUACAUUUUCCGUUACUCUGACAGUAGGAAUCAGUCAUUUGUUGAACUACUACAUUUUCUUAUCACGAAUGAUUUAUUGUUGGUUUUUAGUUUGCAUAUAAUUUUUUCUGUU
This is a messenger RNA of Erythranthe guttata (spotted monkey flower), 1527 nucleotides long. The record is from RefSeq and is a predicted model, not a curated record. Lineage: Eukaryota; Viridiplantae; Streptophyta; Magnoliopsida; Lamiales; Phrymaceae.